This is a messenger RNA of Plasmodium coatneyi, 1692 nucleotides long. Its product is annotated as Calcium-dependent protein kinase. The transcript has a single exon. Gene Ontology annotation, cellular component: nucleus; cytoplasm. The coding region runs from base 1 to 1692 and encodes 563 amino acids. Gene Ontology annotation, biological process: protein autophosphorylation; intracellular signal transduction; peptidyl-serine phosphorylation. The record is from RefSeq and is a predicted model, not a curated record. Gene Ontology annotation, molecular function: calcium-dependent protein serine/threonine kinase activity; ATP binding; calcium/calmodulin-dependent protein kinase activity. NCBI's taxonomy places the organism in Eukaryota, Apicomplexa, Aconoidasida, Haemosporida, Plasmodiidae.
AUGAAGGAAAAGAAGGCGGAAGAGGUCCUCCCGUGCCGAAAGGAGGCGCGGCCAAAGAAGAGCGAAAAGGCAGAGGAGGACAUGAAGGGCGCCACGAAAAGCACACUGGCCGAUAGUGAUGAGGACUACUCCAUCAUCACCCUAUGCACAAAGUGUCUGUCCAAAAAGACGGAAGAAAAUAAGAAUAAAAUCAUCCUUCAUAGUAAAGCGUUUAAGGAUAACAAAGGAAAAGGCAGAUGCAGCGUUAGCAGCUGUACGGACCCCUUAUCUCACCACUUGAACCUGUCCCCCUAUUUUGAUAGAUCACAAAUUGUACAGGAAGUAAUCCUAAUGGAUAACGAUGAGCUAACAGAUGUGUAUGAAUUGGAUAGAUACAAACUGGGGAAAGGGUCCUAUGGAAAUGUGGUCAAAGCAGUUAAUAAAAAAACAGGACAACAGAGAGCAAUAAAAAUUAUUGAGAAAAAAAAAAUCCACAACGUUGAGAGACUAAAGAGGGAAAUUCUAAUAAUGAAGCAAAUGGACCAUCCGAAUAUUAUUAAGCUGUACGAAGUGUAUGAAGAUGCAGACAAAUUGUAUCUAGUCAUGGAGCUGUGUAAUGGGGGAGAGUUGUUCGAUAAGAUUGUAAAGCAUGGGAGCUUCUCCGAGUAUGAGGCGUAUAAAAUUAUGAGGCAAAUUUUCUCAGCCCUGUAUUAUUGUCACAGCAAAAAUAUCAUGCACAGAGAUUUAAAACCGGAAAAUAUUCUCUACGUGGACAAUUCUGAUGAUUCUCAAAUUCAAAUUAUCGACUGGGGCUUUGCUAGCAAGUGUAUGAACAAUCACAAUUUGAAGUCUGUCGUUGGAACUCCUUACUACAUCGCUCCUGAGAUACUAAAAGGGAAGUACGACAAACGGUGUGACAUAUGGAGCAGUGGAGUUAUCAUGUACAUUUUACUGUGUGGGUAUCCACCCUUUAAUGGAAAAAAUAAUGAUGAAAUUUUGAAGAAGGUUAAAAAAGGAGACUUUGUUUUCGACUCAAAUUACUGGUCUCGCGUAAGUGACGACGCAAAGGAUCUCAUUUGUGAGUGUCUCAAUUACAAUUACAAAGACAGGAUAGAUGUAGAGGGGGUUCUAAAUCACAGAUGGUUCAGGAAGUUUAAAACGAAUAAUAUUGUCAUCAAUAAAACUCUGAACAGAGUCCUUAUUGAGAAAUUUAAAGAGUUCCACAAAUUGUGUAAAAUAAAAAAGCUAGCUGUUACUUGUGUGGCUUAUCAGCUAAACGAAAAAGAUAUUGGGAAGCUGAAAAAAACUUUUGAAGCGUUUGAUCAUAACGGAGAUGGCGUCUUGACAAUAUCGGAAAUAUUUCAGUGCUUAAAACUGAAUGAUAAUGAGUUAGACACGGAAUUGUAUUUUCUUCUAAAACAACUGGACACAGAUGGAAAUGGACUCAUCGACUACACGGAAUUUUUAGCCGCCUGUCUGGACCACUCCAUUUUUCAACAGGACGUCAUUUGCAGGAACGCCUUUAACGUCUUCGAUUUGGACGGAGACGGCGUAAUCACCAAGGAGGAACUCUUCAACAUCCUUUCCUUCAGUGCCGUUCAGGUCUCCUUCAGCAAGGAAAUCAUUGAGAACCUCAUAAAAGAGGUAGACGCGAACAACGACGGGUACAUCGACUACGACGAAUUUUACAAAAUGAUGACUGGGGCGAAGUAG